AUGCCAACGGCAGGGGACAGCGCUGAAGAUGAAGAGGAGAUAUCCGAUGACUCUCAAGUCGGAGAUGAUGGAACUAAUGCGACUGCCUCGGGCGAGCGGCUGCUGGGAGAAGCCGAAGACGUGCUCCAUUCAAUCUUUCGGGAUCAACCAUCAUGGAUUGCUGGUCUAGAAGAUCAAGAUCCUGGCAUGUUUCCCUCCUUAUUCCCUUACCAUAUUCCAACUGGGUUCAGUCUACCACCACAGGGUAGACGAUUGAGUGGAUCUACCAUUCUGACUGCAACCACCGAGCCAUUGGACCAAUCAAAUUCCACGGGCUACAACAAUCAACGGAUUGAAAAGAAGAAGCGAGAAAAGCUGACCAAACAAAUGGAUGACCUACACAUUCGUUUCUUUCUUCAACGACUCCAUCAAAGUCAAUUGAAACGACCACGUCCAUCGGCAAAAACAGUGCUGCGAGACCAAGCAGUCAAAUGGAAUCCGAGAGAAGCAGAACACACACAUCAGCAGAAAUCCGAAAUGGAAGAUCUCCAAGCGCAGGCUGCAUUUUCAGACAUUUUAGAACUCCGCAAGGGUCGCAAUGUAGAAGCUGCUCGGCAAGACAAUGAAAACGACGCCUAUAGCUUGUUGCUGCUGGGCAAAGUCCAAAAUGAUCUCGGCGAUUUCACGCGUGCAUUUAGCAACUUUGAAAAGGCCUGGGGGAUUAUUCUGUCCAUGAGUGAUGAUGAAGGACGAGUCCAGUAUGAUGGCAAGUCCUUGGAUGGUCUGCAGGAAACGCUUUCUUCAGACUCCAACACUGCUGGCUUGGAGCCAAUAGAUGUUGGUAAUGCAAUUUACUUGAUGGGGAAUGUACAGCUUUCUUGUGGAAACAAGAGCCAGGCGAUGGAAUUACUUCAAGAGGCGCAUCGCAUCUUUCAGGGAUGCAAAUCCUUUGAGUGUCUUGCGUAUGGGAUGGACGGCGGGGGGAGAGAUGAUGGGAACGAACUGUUAGUUUCGGAUACUUUGGCUGCCAUGGGGGACUGUUUUGGACAGCAAGAACAGAAGGAACGAUCCCUCGAUUGCUAUGAACAAUGCCUGGCUACUCGUCGUGAAAUCCUCGGGGAUAAUCACGAACUGGUGACAGAUGCUUUGGUUGCCCUAGGGGACCUGUUUUGUUGUGGCAGCGAGGGUUUUGAAGAGAGGCGGGCUCUUUCGUAUUUUCAGCAAAUACCUCCAGUUCAAUCAUCUCCGUUCCGUGUGCAUAUUUUGGAGAAAGAAGCCAUUCUUCAGUUUCAGCUAGGAGAGACGUCUUCUGCGCUGAACAAGUUUCAAGAACUCAUCCAAAUGCGCAAGGAUGCGGAACUUGAACAAACCGUCAACGACACGACAUACUUCAACGCUUUGAUCUCGAGCGGCGUCUGUUACUAUGCUGCUGGUAACAGAGAAAAGGCCAAAUCAUACUACAAGAGAGCUUCUGGUAUUUAUGCCAAGAGCCAACUUGCUUCCGAAAACCCUCGUGAAGCAUCAAUCCUGGCUUUCUCCGAGGCAGCAGUCAGGAAGACGAGACUGGCAAAGGCAAUGGAUGAGUUUAAGCUUGCAAUGCGCAUUCGAGACAAAUGGCAUGAUGGAAAUGUUGCCAAGAGCGAGGGUUCUUCGUCUCAAACUGUGAACUGGUACUAUUACCUUCGGGAUGACCGAAGAGGGUGGCCGGACGGAUGGUAUAAAUUUGACGCCCAAGUCAUGGAAGAAACAGAGUGCUUGUAUCAAACACACGUGGUGGAGAAAAAAUCCAAGUGGUUGUCCUUUCGUGAACAAAGCAAACACGUAUUGGUAAGCGAGUCCAGUGGCUUUGCCUAUGAGAUUGAUUUCCGAAAGAUGACACAAACCAACGCUGUCAGUGGAACAAUCCGCCCUGUUGCUAGAACGGAAGACGGCCGCCCACCAAGUGACGUGCCUUCAUGA
Messenger RNA from Seminavis robusta, 1938 nucleotides. The record is from the annotation of a GenBank genome assembly. NCBI's taxonomy places the organism in Eukaryota, Bacillariophyta, Bacillariophyceae, Naviculales, Naviculaceae.